AUGACCAUAGAAUUCUCCUCUCUGGAGAACAAAUUGAAUAAUCCGCAGGUGAAACUGAAAGAUGUGCAGGAUAGUCUUAAUGCUAACCUGUUUAAUCCCCAACUAAUAAAUGAAGAAAGGGAAUCUAUCAUAGAACCACCUAAAUGGGAAGCAAUACAAGAGAAGGUACUGAAACAAAAUUCUGGAGCUACUUGGAUUGCCUGUGGGGAUAACUUACCGGGGGAAGCUGCACAAGAACUAUCUUGUAUUGAUCCGAAUAUAAUUAGAGAUGGACCUUGCCUUACCUUGAUCCAACAGCAACAGCUGCUAAAACCUGUUAGUAAGGAUAAAAUCCUACAGGCUUUUAGGAACAUGCACACUGUCAAAGCACCAGGAAUAAGUGGGUUCCCAGUUAAGUUCUUCAAAGAAUUUUGGCCAUUAAUUAGAGAGGAUAUUAUCAUAGAUAUACUCCAGUUCUUUCAGAAUGGUAAUCUACUUAAGGCUAUUAAUUUCACAACAAUCACCUUAGUGCCAAAGGUACCUAAUCCUACUUGUGUGCUGGAUAAACUGGUUGGAGCAUCUUAA
Molecule: messenger RNA, 564 nt
Organism: Nicotiana tabacum (common tobacco)
Lineage: Eukaryota; Viridiplantae; Streptophyta; Magnoliopsida; Solanales; Solanaceae
Source: RefSeq, a predicted model, not a curated record